Messenger RNA from Durio zibethinus, 678 nucleotides. Lineage: Eukaryota; Viridiplantae; Streptophyta; Magnoliopsida; Malvales; Malvaceae. The record is from RefSeq and is a predicted model, not a curated record.
AUGGCCUCAACUGAGAGCUCCAGAUCUUCAACUUCUGGGUCUCCUGAUUCAUACAUAGGCAGCUUGAUAAGCUUGACGUCUAAGUCUGAAAUCAGAUAUGAAGGUGUUCUCUUUAACAUCAACACUGAAAAAUCUAGCAUCAGUUUGAGAAAUGUAAGUGACAUAAAGGACUUGCAAGUUAAAUCUUCUCCAUCAGUUCAGACCUCAGCACCUAUACACAACGAUCCUGCCAUUAUACAACUAGUGAGGCCAACAUUUCAAAGCAUUCUUCCAUUAUAUCAACCUGGUGCAAGUUUAGGGCCAUGGGGUUCAUUGACUGCUCCAACCACAAAUGGUGGGCUUUCCAUGCCUAUUUACUGGCAAGGUUACUAUGGGUCAACAAAUGGUCUUCCUCCACAGCAGCAACCUUUACUCCGACCCCCACCUGGCUUGUCAAUGCCACCUUCCAUGCAGCAAUCUAUGCAAUAUGUAGCCAUGAAUGUGUCAUUACCUGCUGCAGCUUCUAACUUGCCAGCUUCUCAAUUUUUCGAAAACAAAUUGACGUUAGCACCAGACAUCUCUACAUUUAUUCGAGCAAGGGCAGCUGCCUAUCCUAUAUUUGUGAUGAUAGAGAGGAAUACAAUUAGCAAAAUUAGCUCCAAGACAGGCUCACCCAAGACCUUAAACCGGAGCCGUUAA